GGAAGUAUGUCAACGGGGCGACCCUGGUGGUGGACGGCGGCGGCUGGCUGUAUCGGCCGCGUGUCUUUGACAGGGAGGUCAUACAGGAGGUGUCUCGGGCGGUGGAGAGGCGAUCCAGGAAGGCUGCACCUGGUGCAGGCGCACCUGCUUCUGGAGGGCAACAAAGGAGCAAGCUUUGAGAAAUUGGAUGGUGGUCAGAGUUUAUCGCAGCAGUGCAGCAAAAGAAACCAUUCGUAGUCUAGGGACAGCCAUGACAUGACAUACUAUUACCGAAUGAUUGUUGGUGGAUUGUUUCUUGUGUAUGAUAUCUAGUAUGGUGAUAUAGUGUGUGAUGUGUCUAAGUAAUGAAAUUGACG
Closterium sp. NIES-67 is the source of this 356-nucleotide messenger RNA. The record is from the annotation of a GenBank genome assembly. Lineage: Eukaryota; Viridiplantae; Streptophyta; Zygnematophyceae; Desmidiales; Closteriaceae.